Messenger RNA from Teleopsis dalmanni, 1595 nucleotides. RefSeq lists its product as uncharacterized. Gene Ontology annotation, molecular function: protein binding. Lineage: Eukaryota; Metazoa; Arthropoda; Insecta; Diptera; Diopsidae. The transcript has 6 exons. Bases 77 to 1363 code for a protein of 428 amino acids. The record is from RefSeq and is a predicted model, not a curated record. Gene Ontology annotation, biological process: regulation of DNA-templated transcription.
UUUAAAAACUCUUUAAGAAAGACUGAAGGAUCUUCAAUUUUUGCCAAACGUAGCACAAAAAGAAAAGAUUACAAAUAUGAUAUCACGAAGAAAAAUAAUUUCACGCUCAUUAGACAAUUUGGAUGCAAUUGGACCCAAUACUGAUGAGGAGGAGGAUGUUUGGUAUGACAAAGAGAAACUCUUCAGGGAUCAUAUCAAUGAAGUUUUAGCCAAAUGGGAUCAGAUUGACGACGAGAUCUGGGCUAAAGUAAUUAUAUUUGAGAAAAAUCGUAGAAUAGCUAAAGCAUAUGCAAGAUCAUCAGUGAUAACGAUAAAUGGUUCCAAAAAUGGUUUCGACGGAGUACGUAUCGGAUUGAAUGGUUUUGACAAUCCUAUGCGUGAUGCAGAUACAAAAUCUGCUAAAAAAUCGAUUGGAGAUGGAUUUAAAAUAAAAAUGGACGAUAUCGGGAAUAUCUUUGUAAAACGCUAUGGUAAGAGUAGCGUCUUUGUACAUAACACUUCCAUGGCUAAUGAGGAAACAGUCAUUGGAGCGGACAUUCUACAAAUGCCAAAUAUGGCCCUAACAGCUGGCACUUCCGCUAAGCUCUUUGAUAUGCGCAAAUAUACCACCAAUAUAAAUCGUGAAUUUUCGCGCACAUAUCCUGAGAGCAGUCGCUUGGAACGACAAUGCUUAUCAGCUGUUUCAUUGGUGAAAUCGAAUAAUAAUAUUAUAAACAGCCCUCUCUGGAUAUUGGUCAUAAAUGUGGUCGCCAUAGAUAUGUUAAAAAAUCGUUUACAAAUUAUACCAAAAUCUUUGGAUGCCAUGGGUAUGCGUAUACCUACCAAUGGUAGUGAAGAUCCAUAUUCAACUAUUGAAAGUCAAGUUGGUUUAAUAUAUCCAACACCAGCUGCCUCCGAUGAUUCAAACAAUUCAAAUAAUUCAAGUAAAGGCAGACGUAGUAUGUAUAAUGCCGGAUUCUUAGAUGAAAGUCCUUAUGUGCCAAAGCCCGAUUAUGAAAUUUACAAUCAAUCAGUGCCAAUGCUUUCCGAAAAGAAGAGCAAAUCUGUGCAUCGUAAAAAACAAGAUGAUCCUUAUUAUUGUGGUUUAUUAGCACGUAUACCGAAUUUCAUUAAAUCCUCGUCCAAGCAGUGUAAACCUAAGAAGGAGUCGAAAAUAUCACGUAAAAUAUCUGCAUCUCAACAUAUACUCCUACAACAGCAACAACAACAACUGCAACCACAACCAACGCAGCCAUUGCCUAUCGCAACGUUUCAUCAACACACCUAUUAUCCAUACAAAUUGUACUCACAACAUCAUCAUCGUCUAUCACAGUCACAAUUAUCAUUAUGGGAUGCUCGUAGUCUAAUUAGUGCACAUGAAUAGAGCACUCUACAUAUCUUGCAUCGGAGAAGUUAGUUUAACCUAAUCUCAAUUUAUUUGGAAAUUAAUCACUGGAAAAUGUAGACCAUAAAUACCAGGAAACCGAACUCGAAAGUCGGGAACUAUUUUCAAAGUGAUAUUGUAUUUUGGCAUAUUUUUCUUCCCCUAGAAAAGGAGCUAAAAAUUUAAAAAAAAUUUUUAAGUACUCAUCAAUUUAUUGUAUAAAAAAAAUUUU